AAACAAGUAGUAUGUGAGCUGUACUUCCGACGCUUGUUAAAUCUGGUGAGGUUUGGCACUGUUAAAUAGGUCUGCGCUGAAAGAAAAGCACUUUCUCCAAGAUGGGAGGUUGGGUUUCUCGGUGGAGGGCAAAGCCAACCACUGUGGAUGUUUUGGAGGGACUUGAUAAGAAUAUCCAAACUCUGGAGGAACACAGAGAAAAGACUCAAAAGCAGCUGAAAUUAUGGGUUUACAGAUUAAUUCUAUAUUCAAGCCUUCUGUACUUCAUGGCCUGCACAGUUGUUUAUAGCUGGUACAUCCCAGAACAAUUAAUGGGAAAACUCAUAGUGGCAUCACCUUUUUUAAUAUUUCCACCACUGGUAUGGCUUCUAAGGAAAUUACUGAUUGCAUUACAUUCAAGAAGAACAGAAAGAAAUGAUGAAAAAUUAGAAGAAUUGAAAUCUGAAAAGAAGAGAAUUCUGGAGCAGGUGAUGGAAACGGAAACCUACAAAAAUGCCAAGCUGAUUCUAGAACGAUUUGAUCCAGACUCCAAGAAAAAAAUUGAGCUGGAAGAAACACCUGUCAGACCAUCUAUGACUCCUCGACCAGGUCAAGAGCUUCGUCAGAGGCUUGUGACUCCUCGUGCUCCUGUUGCUUUGACUCCGAACUCAGCAGCAGCACGUCCUCCUUCCGCCCCAGCUGCCCCUCCUGCUCUGAUCUCCGCCCCUGGUGGGCCUCCAGAGAGGGGCCUGUCUGCUUCUGCCCAACACCACAUCCUGCUGAGGAGAAGUGCCACCCCCACAGGAACCCCUGUCCCUGGCAUGGGAAUGCAUCCUCCUGGUCCACCCUUGGCUCGGCCUAUUUUGCCUCGGGAAAGAGGAGCUUUGGACAAGGUCAUUGAGUACUUAGUGGGUGAUGGGCCACAGAACAGAUAUGCCCUUGUAUGCCAGCAGUGUCUGUCUCAUAAUGGUAUGGCAUUAAAGGAGGAAUUUGAAUACAUUGCAUUCAGAUGUGCCUACUGCUACUUCCUGAAUCCUGCCAGGAAGACACGCCCACAGGCCCCUCAUCUUCUUGAAUUUGUUGAAGCCAAGAUGAGCUUAGGACCCUCUGAUACUGCCCUGGAGACAGACCAGGGUGUACCCGCCUCUUUUCCCGAUAAAUCUGAGGCCGUCGAUCCUGUAGAGGUGUCAGAGCCCAAAGAAGAGCAGACAUCAGAAAUCCAGUCAGAUGGGAAUAAAUUGGGAGUUCCAGAAUCUGCCACAAAACUGGAGGAUAUUGCUGACAUUGCUGACAAAUCGGACAAUGAACACGAAGUUUCGGCGAUGGAGGUGGAAUAAUGUGAGGUUUUGUGAAUGUGUUCAGUCACUCCACAAUGUGUUCAAUCACCGCAUAUUUAAAGUGUGUAUGAGAAUGCAUUCGGUGUGUAGGCUUGAGUUUUUGAUUUAACUUCGUUUGGAUAGCUCGGUCUCUUUAGGUAUUGUGAAUAUACUGUUAUAAUCUGGAGGUAAUGUUUAAUAAUGGUUAAAGAUACUAAAGCCAGUGGUUAGGUUCUUCAGGGAUUUUCUUUAGGCUGACUCUGUUCAAAACGUUAUUUUUAUGUUCAAGUAGCCAUAAAAUUGUUUCUUUGUAAACUUAGUUUACAUGUUUUUUUUUUAGAAUGCACUUCUGUCGAACAGCAUGAAAUGAAUUCACAGAGCAGUUCAACUCCCUCAUACGUGUUCAUACGUGUUCGUCUUUUGACUGUAGAAAUCAUAGAGCUUUUUAUUUUAACAUCACAUUAGUACUGUUUGUAACUGAAUGUAUUUAAUGUACGGUUUUUCUAUGAGUACAGCAAUGCAAUAAGAAGCUGCUUUAGUCUGUUACUAAGAAAUAUUCCUCAUAUUUUUGUAUCUUUAUUACAGUGCCUCCUUUGAAAGUGUCGGGUCGGUUUAUAGGUUUUUAAACACAUGCAGCGAAAUCUGUUUCAUGUUUACACAAACUAUCAUUGGAAAAUGCUGAAAUAUUUAUUUCUUUAUGGAACAUAGAGCAGUAUUAUAAAUGUAUGUGCCUUUCUAUAUUAUAUUUCUCUAAACAAUAAAUAUAAGCUAUUUAA
Molecule: messenger RNA, 2071 nt
Organism: Trichomycterus rosablanca
Lineage: Eukaryota; Metazoa; Chordata; Actinopteri; Siluriformes; Trichomycteridae
Gene: lnpka
Product: limb and neural patterns a
Exons: 13
Coding region: 102-1316 (404 amino acids)
Biological process (GO): endoplasmic reticulum tubular network organization
Cellular component (GO): endoplasmic reticulum tubular network
Source: RefSeq, a predicted model, not a curated record